UCUGUAACCGAUUCAGUUAUAGAUUAUAGCCCAGCAGCAUCAGACGCUGGUUAUGAAUGGAUAACUGCCUCUCGGACGCUUCCCCGCCUCGCUCAGAUGUUGAGAGCUCCGGGGAGACCGCUGGCACCUCAGUCUAUGAUGGGACUGUUUUCAUCCAAAAUGUCCGCCAACGCACAAAAGAAGCACAAAUGCAAGGUUUGCAACAAGCGCUUCACAUGCCCAAGUUCCUUGCAGACACAUAUACGGCCACACGGGCGUAAGGCCUUUUGCAUGCGAUGUUGAGGGUUGUGGACGACACUUCUCGGUUGUUCCAACUUGCGCCGACACAAGAAUGUGCACAGGGACGAGACG
This is a messenger RNA of Cladophialophora psammophila CBS 110553, 351 nucleotides long. RefSeq lists its product as uncharacterized. The record is from RefSeq and is a predicted model, not a curated record. NCBI's taxonomy places the organism in Eukaryota, Fungi, Ascomycota, Eurotiomycetes, Chaetothyriales, Herpotrichiellaceae. The coding region runs from base 57 to 260 and encodes 67 amino acids. The transcript has a single exon.